ACAUAAGUUUGCAAUAGAAAUUUGGAGUCAAAACAUACCAUGGUCGAAAGAGAGCUGACGAGGAAAACAAUUUAAUAAAAACGUGUUACACCAUAGAGCACUAAAAUUAUCAUUUAAAAUUAUUCUUAGCUCUUGUUUGAAAAUUAUACAGUAUUUGUUACGCAAGAAGUUCCACUGCUUAGCUUUAAAAAAUUUGACACGGUUAAGGUUGAGUUACCAAAACAAAAGUACCUAGAUAUCGAUCAAAAUUUUAAUACAGGUUCAAUCAUUCAACCAUUGCAACACUAUUUAGAACCAUUAUUUAGAAGAACAGUUUUUUUCAUUCACAUACACAAAAUCUUUAAAAAUCCCAAAAAAAAAUAUUGUUUGCAUUAUUGUAUUGUUUUUCAAUUCGCUGUUUUUUUUUAUUUUCAAUUGCUUAGAAAGAUAAAUAAAAUGAUUAACUUUCAUCAAUAUAAACUCCUGUUUCUGGCGAUAACUUCUUCGGUUUUUAUACUGUUUAUCGUGCCCCCCUCUCACCAACAACAGAUACAGCAAGAAGAGUGUGUAGCCUCGUUUAAGGGGGGCAAAAAACUGGAAAUUUCAGAGGGGGACAAAGGAAGCAUUCUUUCAGCUCUCACUGUGGAGAGUUUGGAAAUGUGUGCAGAGUUUUGCUGUGAAUUUGACGCAGAACAAAUCUCAAAAUCGCCCUGUGGUGCUGCCCUCUAUUCCGAGAGAGCUUCAAGGAAUGAAGAAUCCGAAUUGGCCGAAGAAGGAGACAAAAUUCUAGACAGCACUCAAGCGGACAAAGACGAGCACAACUGCUUUCUGCUAAGUUGCGAACUCGGCUUACAGUGCGGAACGCUGAUUGAAGCCACCAAUCAGAUAACGACAAUUCUUGUAACAGUAAAAAACACAACUGAUGACAGUUUAGCUGAUACAGACAGUGACCUACAGGGAAAUGAGCCGACCAAAGAAAUUGAGGACGAAAUUGUUCGAAGACCAGAAAAGACUAGCGAACUCGAAGAGCCGACUACUUCCGACGCCGCGCUCAUCGUAGUUCUCGUGUGCGUCGCGUGUUUCGGCUUCGUGGGCGUAGCUGCUACGGGUCACUACUUCUACCAGCAAUAUCAAAAAAGGAAAUUAUACUACAAGUUGGAUAGAGUCGACACAAACGGAGAUUUCUUCACAAGUGAAGAUCCUUACAAUUAUCGAUAGAAAAAAUAUACCAAAAACGCAAAUAGGGUUUUUUUUUACUUAUUCCGCCGAAAAAAAACGAACAGUGCAUCACAUGCUGCAUUUUCAGCAACGCAUUUAUAUUCAGCCAAUCAGAUUCGAGCUUUACCAUUUUUGGUUUCCGUGUUUUGAUGACAGUUUGGGCGGAAUAAGAAGAAAAACCCAAAAAUGGAGUGAUUGAAAGACCUUUAGUUUUGACCUUCAUUAACAAAAAUUAUGUUUGUCAAUAUUUCAAAUGAGAAAAGAUGGCAUUUAUUAAAAAUCAACUUUGAGUAUGGACUUAAUUUAUUGAGAAUUUGCUUAAUUUAAUUGUAAAAUGACGCAUAUUUAGAAACAAUUAAUUUUUUUCGGAUUUUAUUAACUAUU
Messenger RNA from Symsagittifera roscoffensis, 1581 nucleotides. RefSeq lists its product as uncharacterized. The transcript is spliced from 2 exons. The record is from RefSeq and is a predicted model, not a curated record. NCBI's taxonomy places the organism in Eukaryota, Metazoa, Xenacoelomorpha, Acoela, Convolutidae. The coding region runs from base 436 to 1197 and encodes 253 amino acids.